Molecule: messenger RNA, 3684 nt
Organism: Mugil cephalus (flathead mullet)
Lineage: Eukaryota; Metazoa; Chordata; Actinopteri; Mugiliformes; Mugilidae
Exons: 31
Biological process (GO): protein phosphorylation
Molecular function (GO): protein kinase activity; ATP binding
Source: RefSeq, a predicted model, not a curated record
AAACCUCGAUCUAUGACGCGAAGGAAUCGAAACUUAUGGGUACUUGAAGACAGCUGAAGCGAAUGAGAUCGCGAGCACUCACGGACCGUGCAGCGUAUGAAUAAGGUGAAAGCAUAAAGAGAGAACUGCUGCGAUAUUUGCACUGUCACUGAGCCACUGGCGAUGGAAGCUGGAAACUACGUCGCAAGAUUAAAUGAAUAUAAACAGAAACGCCGACUUGAGCUGGAGUACAAGGACCUGGGGUCUGAGGGCCUUGAUCAUAACAAACUAUUCAAACAAAGGGCUGUCCUAGAUGGUAAAGCCUAUCCCAUAGGUUAUGGGAAGACCAAGAAGGAUGCCAAGACCAAUGCAGCCAAAAAUGCCCUGAAAGGCUUGUCUGAGAAUGAACUUCAAGCCUCAGAUGCCUUACCAGGAACUGUUGCAGAAGCUCCGGCUGCAGUUCAACUGAGUAUCAACUACAUAUGCUGGCUCAAUGAAUAUGGUCAGAGGAACAGUUUGACAAUAAAGCCGGUGGAUUCAACAAGACCUGGACUAUACAAUGCCAUCCCAAGCUGCAGCUUUAUUGUUGGCGACAAAAACUAUCCCGAGGCCACAGGAGCGACGAAGAGAGAAGCUAAGGAGAAAGCAGCCAAGCUGGUGUAUGAUGAGAUACAUGGCAAUAAUACGGCGGAGAGUUGCACUUUCUCCACUUUCAAGACUGAAGAUGAAAAAAACACCCAUGCAUCGGGUCAGCAAAAUGAGGAAGUAAAUCUCAAUGUUUCUAAUCUCUGUGACAAGAACAAAAGACUGAGUGUGAACUUCAAAGAGAACAGCUUCACACAGACAGAUUUCAAAGGAAUCAUCAACCACUACUGUCAGAAAAAAGCCCUCUCUCAUACGUAUUUGGAAGCGAAGAGAUGUGGCCCGGCUCAUAAUCCUCAAUUUUUCCGCAAAUUAGUAAUCAACAACGAAGAUUACCCCAUGGGUCAAGGUAAGACUGUGAAGGAAGCCGAACAACAUGCAGCUGAGCUGGCCUGGUCUGCUCUUCAGAAACAGUCCAGCUUGGACAGUGAGGUGUCGUUUGGGUCAACAGCAUCUGAGGAUGACGAAUCGUCGUCAGUGUCAGCAUCAUCAUCAUCUGCACGGGAUUCCAAGGAGGCAUCGUCACAAAACAGGCCAGAGAGCGAAAGUGAAUCAGUAAUAUUCGCUUAUUCAUCAAACGCUUCCAAGGCCCAGGUCAAAUCAGCAGAGUCUGAAAAUAACACAUCAUCUUCAGCAACAUCGGAUACAAGUGACUCUCCCAGAGAUCAGAACGCAACAAGCAAUAACUCAACAAGUGAUGCAUCGAUGCCGUCAAGAUUUAAAGCCGACUUCGAUUCCCUAACACUUCUUGGUGAAGGAGGCUUUGGUCGCGUUUUCCGUGCAAGAGAAAAACUGGUGGACACGUUUUAUGCCGUGAAGGUUGUCCGCGGUAAACCGAAAGCUCUGCGAGAGGUGAGGACGUUAUCAGAACUGCAUCACAGAAACAUUGUUAGAUACUACAACUGUUGGAUGGAGGACUAUGACGAGUUUUCGCUGUGAGUGAACAUCCCCAUUAAGAUAUUACUGUAUUUUUUCAUUUAUUUACAAUGCGGCUGUGUCAUUUCGCUGUUAUUUUUCUUUCUUAGAUCCACCAGUAGCUCCUCUUCACAGUACCUCUUUAUCAAGAUGGAAUUAUGUAAGGAUACACUUCGAGACUGGAUAAACAAGAAGAACGACAAUGCUGUUCAAAUCUCCAAGAGAAGAGAGGAAAGUCUGCCCAUCGCUCAGCAAAUAGUGAAUGGAGUUGAGUACAUUCACUCCAAAAAGUUAAUCCACAGGGACCUUAAGCCGGCCAACAUCAUGUUUGGACAGGAUGAAGAAGUGAAGAUUGGGGACUUCGGUCUGGUCACUACUGAGACUGACGACGAAGAUGGAGCGAAUGAGAGAACGAAAACAGGAACCAAACCCUACAUGGCUCCUGAACAGGAGAGUGGCAACUACGGUCACAAAGUGGACAUGUUUGCUUUGGGGUUGAUCUACUUUGAACUCCUUUGGAAAAUGUCCACUUACCAUGAAAGAAAGAAGAUUUGGAAUGACGUCAGAAAGCAGAAGUUCCCUGAGGAGUUUUCACUGGCCUUUCCCAAAGAGACCAAAAUAAUCACAUCUCUGCUGUGUGAGAAGCCAGAAGACCGGCCUGAAGCAAGCAAAGUGAAACAGAAGCUGGAGAGGUUAACUCUGAAAUUCAACGUGCAAGAAGACAUGCGCCAAGAACGUGCAACAGUCAGGCAACAAGAGCAAUCAGAGAUGGGAAGGAAAAAGUAUAUAGCAAGACUAAAUGAGUAUGCACGGAGAACCGGCUCGAAGCUGACAUUUGAGGUUGUCCCGCAGGGACCCGACGGCCAAAGUGGUUGCAUUAGACCUUCUGGCGGGCCGGUUUUCAGAGUAAUGGUGAGGGCCGUGAUCAAUGGUCAGGAAUAUUCUGAUGGUGCGGGUGAGAACAUGCAGGAAGCAAAGCAGAAUGCAGCUAAACUUGCCUUGAGUUGUUUGGAUGGCAAGGAAAAUCCGAGACAAGCGGUUAUGGUGCCUUCUGACCAUGGUGAAUCAGCCAGGCCUUCCAAACCACGAACCGCAUUGGCCACCUGUAAUGACAAAUUUAACCACACGGUAGUGACUUCUGAUUCACAGAGAAAACCCAAAUUUCAGGAUAUAAAGCGUCCUAAAGAAAUUGAACCAGGAAAUGGUCCCUGCGAGGAGGCCACUUCAGAAAGUAACAAAUCACGAUUUGACUGGAAAGAAUCCCUCGGCAAAGGAGCUUUUGGUCGAGUUUUCAAGGCGAUAGAUAAAAGGCUGAAGAUGUGUUACGCUAUCAAGGUCGUCCCUUUCAAAGAAAAAGCUCUACGAGAGGUGAAGGCCUUGUCAGACCUUAACCACAGCAGCAUCGUUCGAUACUACUGGUGGUGGAUAGGGGAUUCAGGGGUCCAGUCGGACAGUACAGAUGACAGCUCUGGCUCUUCCCAGUCCUCCAGUGGUGCAUCUGGACAGUUCCUCUAUAUUCAGAUGGAGUUAUGUGACAGCAAAACUCUUAGAGAGUGGAUAGAAGAGAAGAAUGAGGAAGAAACUCUGAAAGACUCCAAGAGAAGAGAAGGAAGCCUGAACAUUAUCCAGCAAGUUGUCAGCGGAGUUGAAUACAUUCACUCCAAGAAGUUCAUCCACAGGGACCUGAAGCCAACCAACAUCAUGUUUAUUGGGGGUGUUAAAGUGAAGAUCGGAGACUUUGGUCUGGUGACUUCCGAGAAUGAUGAGGAUGAGAAAGAGAUUGAGAGAACAGCGUACAGAGGAACUCCAUAUUACAUGGCACCUGAGCAGAAGAGCAAGAGGACUUACAACAGAAAGGUUGAUAUAUUUCCUUUGGGGCUGAUCUACUUUGAGCUUCUUUGGAAAAUCCCCACCAAUCAUGAAAGAGCUUUAAUGUGGGAUGACAUCAGAAGACAAAUACUUCCUAAAGGGUUUGCAAACUAUUUUACUGAAGAGUACGCCAUUAUCAACUCGAUGCUGAGUGCAGAGCCAGACGACCGACCCGAAGCGACUGAGAUCAAGACCAACCUGGAUGAAUGCGCUAGCAGACUCAACACUUAAGAAAUUCCAGAACUUACUGAAUUACAAAAUAAAAUGUAUUUUAUAUUA